Messenger RNA from Exaiptasia diaphana, 642 nucleotides. RefSeq lists its product as uncharacterized. Bases 1 to 642 code for a protein of 213 amino acids. The transcript is spliced from 2 exons. The record is from RefSeq and is a predicted model, not a curated record. NCBI's taxonomy places the organism in Eukaryota, Metazoa, Cnidaria, Anthozoa, Actiniaria, Aiptasiidae.
AUGGAGACGUAUGAUGACGACGAUGCAAUACUUUCUCAAUUGCUGGAUGCUUUGGAAAACGAAAAUCCAUCUGUUUUAAGUCCAGUGAUUGAAGAGAAGUGUAGUCAUGAAACACGUUUCAAGAGAAUGGACGAGAAAGAUUUGUUGGAAUUAGCAUCAGAGUCCAUUCCAACCAAUACCAAGAGAAAAGCAAUGUGGGCUUUCCGUUUAUACGAGUCAUGGCAGAAUUGGCGAAAGAGCAACUUUGCAGAUGAGCAGGAUGAGAAGUCAAAGGUUUCAAAGAUAUUGGAGAAAACCACAGAAUUAUUAGAUAUAUCAAGAGAUGAAGACCUAUGUGAAGUUCUUUCUCAAUUCAUCACAGAAGUCAGAAAGGAAGGAGGCGAAAGAUAUCCUGGAAAAAUAUUGCAUGAGAUAGUGAGUAGUUUGCAGAAGUAUUUUGAAAUGAAGGGAAAACAAGUUCGGCUUUUCGCCGUAGGAGGGCAGUUUGACAAACUUCAAAAAGCUUUAGRCRUGGAAAUGAAAACAUCUACCAGCAAUAAGCUAGGCUUACAAAGAAAACAAGCACAAGUUAUUUCCGAAGAAAUGGAGAAUGAUCUUUGGGGAAAAAAAUUCUUGGAGAUAGUUGUCCCAAAGUUUUGUUGA